This is a messenger RNA of Fusarium oxysporum Fo47, 306 nucleotides long. RefSeq lists its product as uncharacterized. Bases 63 to 266 code for a protein of 67 amino acids. The transcript is spliced from 2 exons. The record is from RefSeq and is a predicted model, not a curated record. NCBI's taxonomy places the organism in Eukaryota, Fungi, Ascomycota, Sordariomycetes, Hypocreales, Nectriaceae.
CUGCACAUGAGGAAACAAGCAAACCACGGCCCAAUUGUGGUAUUUAUCCGAUUAUACAAACCAUGCUUUUAGAUCAGUUCCUAAAACAUCUCGAUGAUACAAGAAUCAAUAGAAUCGUCCGCAAUGGAAAUUGCAGCACGACUUUCGAUAUUCAAAGCAAGAAUCUUCGGGUCAUCAAGGCUGAAUGUUCUCGGAACUUUAUCGAGGCAUUUUUUGUGUUGGCAUCGAAGUGUGGUCUUUUGCUGUCCCAUAUAACAUCCCACUGAAUGACAAUUAUGUUAACGUGUACCCAGACAACGCUAGUGA